UUUUGUUUUGAUCUCAAAAAUUAUCUUGGUAAGGAAAUUGUACUUAAAGAAUAUGAUAUAUUGUCAAUUUGUGACAAGCCCUGUGUCUCUAGCAGUGAAAAUUGUAUUAUUAAUCUGUUCAUUAUUUUGGCCAAAUUCUUCAUCCAUAAAAUGACAUUUCUGAAAAAAUCACCAUCCUUUUCAACUUUUAAACGAUCUAAUCUCAACAAUUACUUCCAAACACUGUCACAAUUAAACCACCCCAACGAAAAACGAACCAAAACCACUGACCUCCUUAAAAGUUUUAAUUUUAUAUCAGAAUAGCCUUACGUCUUUGUAUUUUCUUUUCUUUGUUCUCACCUUGUUAUUAUAUGCCUACUUUUGUCCUGUUGUGCUCUAAAUGCACUGUUACACAUCUGUUGUUGGUGCUGAAAAAUCUUGUAUUGAUUUGCAUUAUUGUUUAAUAAAAACAUUUUUUUUAAAAGUAGCCUACCAAGGCGUGCAGUGGAAGUACCGAGAAGUAGGGCUGGAUACCGAUGUCUUGACUCAGUUGGAGUCGCAGUCCACGGAUUUUGAUUCGAGUGAAGAGGCUUGGUUUCGUCAGGCAAAGCACAUCUCAGGGUUUUCUCCAUCCAACAUGUGAAGUCAUGCGGUUGUUUCCGUGAGUGUAGCGGUUCACUUCCACCACAGAUUAAACUCUGAACACGUGUCCUGGUUGUGAUGAGUGAUUUUCUUCUGCAAAUGGAAAAACACUAAAGCAUGACAUUUGUUUUUUGUAGAGGAGCAGUAAUAAAAGCCCUGAACCACUAACAGGAGCAUCCACAUGCUGCAUAGCAUAAAACCUAACUGCUGUGCCAUGGCCUGUCGGUACAUGCUUCAGCCCCGGUGUCAGCUGGCCAGUUGUCACAUGUAUUGAUCAGUGAAGAGUGAUGGGAUGCACCGACGAUCCAGAGGAGGAAACCCAACAGGCGGCGAAGGACCUCCUCCUGCAGCUGAGCCUGUCCUCCUGCCCCCCAUCCUCCCCCCUGUUCCUCCUCCUGGUCUCCCUCACAAACACCUGAGGUCUCUGGAGCGGCAGUUGCAGGUGUUAAGGGGCAGGGCCCAGCAGGAGGUGGACCUGGACUCCCUCAUCCAGUUCCAAGACAUGGACUUCUCACUGGAUGAAACCAUUGUGGCUGCAAAGAAGAAGAAGAAAAAGAAGGAGAAGGCAGUAGGUAAAGGUGAGCACAAGAUCUUUGGGACUCCGGACGAGGAUGAGCCAGUCAGUGACACCUGCUGCUCUGGCUGUGGCGCUUUCCUGCAUUGCACCGCCACCCACAUCCCUGGGUACCUACCCAGCCAGAAGUACAAGGCCCUGCUGCAGGAGGGGGGUCUGAGUGGGGCCACCUGUCAGCGCUGCCACCUGCUUAUCCACCACCACAAGGCCCUGAACCUGCAGAUGUCCAGGGACCAGUACCGGGCUGUGGUGCAGCAGGUUCGCCCCCAGCAGGCCCUGGUGCUGCUCGUUGUGGACCUGCUCGACCUCCCCGACUCCGUCAUCCCCGACCUGUCCGAGCUCGUAGGGACCAACAAGCACAUCCGUGUCGUCCUCGGCAACAAGAUUGACCUGAUCCCCGGAGACGCCCCCAACUACCUGCAGCGCAUCAAGCGGCAGCUCUCCCAGUACUGUCAGGAUGCUGGCUUCGGUGGGCAAGUGACUGACAUCCACCUGAUCAGCGCCAAGACUGGAUACGGCAUCGAGUCUCUGAUCUCCAACCUGCAGAGGUCCUGGAAGUACAAAGGUGACGUGUACCUGGUGGGGAGCGCCAACGCGGGGAAGUCGACCCUCUUCAACACGCUGCUAGAGUCUGACUACUGCAAGUCCAAGGCGACAGACGUCAUCCACAAGGCUACCAUAUCGCCAUGGCCUGGGACGACUCUAAACCUGCUGAAGUUUCCCAUCAUCAACCCGACGCCGUACAGGAUGUUCAGACGACAGGAGCGACUGAACCAAGUGUCACAGCAGACGGAGAGCGAGCUGUCGCCAGAUGAACUGAGAAGCAAUAAAUUCUUCUUACACAGUGGAAUCAGUAGGUUAGUAGGUUAG
Molecule: messenger RNA, 2065 nt
Organism: Monopterus albus (swamp eel)
Lineage: Eukaryota; Metazoa; Chordata; Actinopteri; Synbranchiformes; Synbranchidae
Gene: noa1
Product: nitric oxide associated 1
Molecular function (GO): GTP binding
Source: RefSeq, a predicted model, not a curated record